AUGGACGACGAAUACCGAAAUAUAAUGUUGCAAGCCUCUGCACCUGGAGAGGAAGAGGUUAGAAUGAACGUUGCUCAAAUUGGAGCAAUUAGGGUCCCGGGUCAUGUUGCUUCCUUUCCAGAUGAUGGUGCAACUGGGAACGAUACAAAAGUAGGUGUCAUGGAGGAUGCUGAAUCACCGUCAUCAGAAAAUCCUCAAGAAACUUCCCCAGUAGAAGCCCGAGUCGUCCGUUUUGGAUUCACUAUGAAAUAA
Cylindrotheca closterium is the source of this 252-nucleotide messenger RNA. The record is from the annotation of a GenBank genome assembly. NCBI's taxonomy places the organism in Eukaryota, Bacillariophyta, Bacillariophyceae, Bacillariales, Bacillariaceae.